Xenia sp. Carnegie-2017 is the source of this 1279-nucleotide messenger RNA. RefSeq lists its product as uncharacterized. The coding region runs from base 116 to 658 and encodes 180 amino acids. The record is from RefSeq and is a predicted model, not a curated record. Lineage: Eukaryota; Metazoa; Cnidaria; Anthozoa; Malacalcyonacea; Xeniidae. The transcript has 4 exons.
CACCUGGCAGCCAUAUUGGAAACACCAUGUUUUGAGAGAGGAGUGUUUUUGGUUCGUUUGGGGGAAUCUGAAGCUUUUUCGUUAGCUUUUUCUAAUAAUUAGCAACAUAAGGAAGAUGUCAGCAAAAAAAGUCAAUGUAGAACUUGUCUUUAAUGAGAUUGCUGAAGAUUUGGACAUGAUACGACAGGGUGAAGGUGAUUGUGAAAGAUACAGACUUUUUUAUAAGUCUUCCUGUGACCGAGAUGACUUAAACUUUAAUGUCCCAAUGGGUUUUUUUACAACGAAUGAACAUGAGGAGACAUUGCAGUUAAUUCUUGAAAGAUACAACAUUACCAAAGCCAGUAAUCUAUUUGACUUUGCAUCUUCGGUGCUUCUACCUGAAGCACUCAUUAGAAUUUAUGGAACUGCCAACAAUUUCAAUUACAAAAAGGCCGAAGCAAAUUUGUUUAUAGAAAAAAGUGGCGAGUCAUCAACAUCGUCAAAAGAGGAGGGCGAGAUUAUUCAAACAUCAUCGAAUGAAGAAAAAGAAGAGGGUGAACUGUCAUCAAGUAGUAGCGAAGAGGAGAUUUGUGACAGUCCAACAAGAACAAGGCACAAAAUGAAAAAUAUUGCUUUUCAUUUUGAGGAAUUUUUAUCUAUUCAAUUUUACAUUGUAUGAAUAAAUUUAACAAACCUUUUUCCAAAAGGAAAGUGACAAUGAGCCUCCCGAAAAAAGAAGAAAAGAACUGGAAUGUGAAACUGAGGAAGAAAUUGACGAAAUGCCUGGGGAUGACGUGUCUUCAAAUGGAGAAGAGAAGGUGCUAUUUUCGGUGUCUUUCCCUGAUUUUGUAUUUUUAGUUGUUACACAUUUAUAUUUGAAGGAAAUAGAAACACUUUCUGAAAGUAUUAUUCUGACAAGAAGAACAAAAAGUGGCAAAGACGAUACAAGCGAUGCCCUCAGUGCAAAGGACAAUUCAAGUAUUUAUCAUCUCAUUUAAAAAAAUACCACAAAAUGUCCAAGCGUCGUGCACAAACGUUGGCCUCAAAGCACAGAGCUUUAAAAGAUAAUCCAAAAUCUGCAAGACAACGAAAAACUAAAUGUCCUGUUAUAAACUGUGAAAAAACUCUAAUUAGACUUGACAAACACCUAAUUAAUUUUCAUCGCUUUCAAAGGGAAAGUGAAGAAUAUAUUCGGUAUGACAAAAAAUUCUUGUUAAAUGAGCAUUCUCUAUCUAACCAGUGGUGAUGUCAUUACGUAUUCCACUAUUUUGUAGUUACAACAGAGAAGCCAUUGCUGCAA